AUGUACGAGUUCUCGGUAUUGGCGAUGCUGUUGGCAGGCCUACAGCAGGUGCUCGGCGCCACGGCAGCAGCCACUACACUAAGUCAACGGGAUACAGAUGCGCCAGCGCCAGCCCAGCCCAAGCUUAUUUCUACUUGGGAUAUUCAAUCGUCUGCAAAGACGGGCCAGGAUGUGGCUGCUCUGUCUAUCGCGUGCGUCGAUGUGUCGUCUUGGUAUCACAUUGAUGCGUCUCGAUGCACUCUCAUGGGAUGUCUAAUCGACGCCGGGAUAUAUAAUGACUCGAACUUGUUCUUCUCUGACAAUCUUGUCAAUUUUGACAGGUCUCAGUUCUCUGUUCCUUGGGUAUAUCGAUAUGAGUUCUCAUCAAGUCCGAGUGACGGACAGCACUACUUUCUUGAGAACAAUGGCAUCACCUCCAAGGCCGACAUCUACCUAAAUGGACAACAGAUUGCAAACAGUACUUCUCAGGUCGGAGCAUAUGCUGGCCACACCUACGACAUUACCAGCUACUUGUCCCAAGACAAUGCUCUUGCUAUUCAGGUCUAUCCUACCGACUACAACUACGACUUCGCCCUGGGUUUCGUGGACUGGAAUCCUUAUCCCCCUGACAAUGGCACGGGAGUGUGGCGCGAUGUGUUUAUCAAGCAGACGGGUCCUGUGGCUUUAUCCCCAUUAAGAGUCACUACUGACUUCCAACUACCUGCAGGUGAUAAUCCUGCGACAGUGACGCUCUUGUCAACUGUGCAGAAUUACGAGGAUUGUGAAGUCACUUUCCAGGCAGAAAGCAUCGUGUUCGGAAAUGGGACAGAUCAAAUCUUACAAACCCAGUCAUUCGCCUACACAGUUGGCCCAUUGGCUUCUUUGGACAUUAAUCUGACACAUGUCGUUGAGGAACCAGCAAUUUGGUGGCCAAAGGUAUGGGGAGAACAACCACUCUACUCCGCAAAGCUGUCCCUCUGGGUGGAUAAUGCGACAUCAGAUGCCGUCGAAAAGACCUUUGGCAUACGCAAGGUGACCUCCGGCUUGAACCAGUUCAACGACACGUCCUUCAGCAUCAAUGGAAACGCCUUCCAGGUCCUCGGUGGCGGCUACUCGUCCGACAUGUUCCUCCGAUGGGACAGCGCCAAGUUCACGACACAGGUCGAGUACAUGCUCGACCUCGGCUUGAAUACGGUCCGCCUCGAGGGCAAAAACGAGCACCCAGAGCUCUACGAUAUUGCCGAUCGCAUGGGUCUAAUGGUGCUGGCCGGCUGGGAAUGCUGCGACAAAUGGGAGGCCUGGUCAUAUAAUGAGGACCUUGCUGUCAAGGACGAGUGGUCCGUUGCCGACUACAGCACAGCCAAUGCGAGCAUGAGACACGAGAUUUCAAUGCUACAGAAUCACCCGAGUAUUCUCGGAUACUUGAUUGGCAGCGACUACUGGCCAGAUGAUAGAGCCACGGCAAUCUACCUUCAGGCUUUCAAAGAGUUGAAUUGGCAGAAUCCAAUCAUUGCUUCGGCGUCUUUGCGGGGCUACCCGGGAGAACUUGGCCCCUCUGGAAUGAAGAUGGCCGGUCCCUAUGACUGGGUACCACCCAACUACUGGUACGAUGUGAGCGACACUGAAGAUCAUCUUGGAGCUGCAUUCGGAUUCGGAUCCGAGCUCGGUGCCGGCGUGGGCACGCCAGAGCUUGGCAGUCUCGAGAAGUUCUUGACCCAGGAAGAUCUCAAUGAUCUCUGGAAGCAGCCUGAUAAGGGCUUGUACCACAUGUCGACCAAUGUAUCUUCAUUCUAUAACCGCAAGAUCUACAGCGACGCAUUGUGGGCAAGAUUGGGCGAGCCGACGUGCUUGGACGACUAUCUUAUCAAGACUCAGAUCAUGGACUAUGAAGCGACGAGAGCCCAGUUUGAAGGCUAUUCCUCAUAUCGAGAUGCCGAAAGACCAGCCACGGGCAUGAUCUACUGGAUGGUCAACAAUGCCUGGCCCAGUCUUCACUGGAACCUCUUUGACUACUACCUCCGCCCGGCCGGCUCCUAUUUUGGUGCAAAGAUGGGAAGCAGAGUCGAGCACGUCGCUUACGAUUAUGUCCAGAGUUCUGUGUAUCUCAUCAAUCACUCGCUUGACCGUCGAGGUUCGCGUUCCGUAGCGGUCGAUGCGAUUGACCUGAAUGGUAAUUCCAUCUAUAGCACGAGCUUGACCAUGGCCACUCAGCCGUAUACAAGCAAGAGUGUACUCGUGGUUCCGGAAAUCUCUAGUAACACUACCGUCAUGUUCCUCCGCCUGGUCCUGACGAAUGAGGAAAACGCAGCGGUGAGCAGAAAUGUAUACUGGUUAACAUCAACCGUCGACACGCUAGACUGGGAAAACUCGGACUGGUACUACACUCCCGUCACAAACUAUACCGACUUUACUGCCCUCGAUGCGCUGCAACCUGCGAGCUUGACGGUUUCAACCACAGAAUGCGACAAUGGCUAUGGUGCCAUCGUGGUUCUUGAGAACCUUUCCGACGUGCCCGCGUUCUUUGUCAAUCUCAACUUGGUCGACGCUGCCGGUAAAGACAUAUUACCAGUGACCUGGACAGACAACUACGUCACGCUGUGGCCCAGAGAAAAGCUCGAGGUACAAGUCAAUUCACCCAGCGCAAGUGCAAAGAGUAUCGUGGUCAAGGGAAAGAAUGUGGAGCAACUUCAAAUCUCCGUACUAUAG
Molecule: messenger RNA, 2685 nt
Organism: Pestalotiopsis fici W106-1
Lineage: Eukaryota; Fungi; Ascomycota; Sordariomycetes; Amphisphaeriales; Sporocadaceae
Product: Exo-beta-D-glucosaminidase
Exons: 1
Coding region: 1-2685 (894 amino acids)
Biological process (GO): carbohydrate metabolic process
Molecular function (GO): hydrolase activity, hydrolyzing O-glycosyl compounds
Source: RefSeq, a predicted model, not a curated record